UUAACUGUCUUGCCUAGUUAAUUAAAUAAAAAAAUAAAAAAACGUUAAUACACUAAAUAGCCACCAGAGGACAAGCUUUUUCCUGGAAGAGAACCUUGAUGUCCCCACGCCUGCCCAGUGCAUUCAGUAUCGGCCAUGUCUGGUUGCGAGACAGAAUACAGCUUUUGUCAAAUGUGAUGUAAAAAGUAUGUUUGUUUUUUGCAUUUUAGUUAACACCACACCUUUUACUAAUCGUAACUUAAUCCUCCUAACCUUCUACGUAAACUCUCAUUAACCUGAUAUGAAAAGUCAAAUUUAACAAAGCUUUAUCCCUUCUAGACAAAACCCUCAGUACCGCCUCCCCUCAGACCAACGUGACAGGAAUCAGAAUUGCGGAUGACGGUGCCACUGGGUCUUGUUUUCAGUUAGCCUUAGAUAAACAAGGGGUGCUGCUGGUCCUACAGACAAUCUACGGAUGAGAUAGUAGAAUCGGCUGGGGAAGUCGGUUACAUACAGAGCUAGAGUAAUGGCAACAGUUAAACCAGAUGACAGACUGACACGUUCUCAGGGCUUUAUGUGCGUUGGUUUUGCUGGAGUUUUCAGUAAAACUGUCACGUCGCCUCUGGAGUUGGUGAAAAUCAAGAGUCAAGUAGGCACAUUUCACUGUAAAAAAGGCUUUCUGCACAGCUUUCUUGUCGUCUACCAGAAUGAAGGCCUACGGGGAUUUUGGAAGGGAAACCUCGUCUCCUGUCUCCGCCUGUUUCCUUACAGCGCCGUCCAUUUGGCAACAUACAAACAUAUCGUCCACCUCCACAUGGAUGAAUUGGGCUACAUCUCUCAGUGGAGGGCAAUUUUGGCUGGUGGGCUAGCUGGUGUGAGUGCUGCACUGGCCACGUACCCUCUGGAGGUGGCAGAGACUCGCCUCAUAGCUCAGAACUGCAGAGAGCCCACAUACAGGGGGGUGGUCCACACGCUCUCCAAGAUAUACCAGACCGAAGGCCUUCGAACACUCUACAGUGGAUUCUCUCUCACAGUCUUAGGUGCGUUUCCCUUCUCCAUUGGUUGCUAUGCAGUCUACGUCAACUUGGAUAAGCUGUGGCGGGAGCCCCAAUUCCGGUUCACUCCACUACAGAACUUCAUCAAUGGCUGCUUAGCGGCAGGAAUAGCGCAAACCUUCUCCUACCCCUUUGAAACUGUGAAAAGGAAAAUGCAGGCCCAGAAUCCUCGGCUCCCGCAUUACGGUGGGGCCGAUGUCCACUUCACUGGAAUGCUGGACUGCUUCAGGCAGGUGAUCAGAAACAAGGGCAUCCUGACACUGUGGAGUGGCAUCACAGCCAACAUGAUCAAGAUUGUCCCUUACUUUGGCCUUCUCUUCAGCUGCUUUGAGAUGUGCAAGCAGGUCUGUCUGUACCGCAACGGGUACAUUGUGUCUCCAUUGAGCUAUAAGUUGGCACCAGGAGUGGACCAGAGCAUGGGCCCCACUGAGGUGGAAGAGGUGAAACGGUACUUGAAGAAUAGGAGUUUUCAGUCACAGCAAGGAAGUCGCUGGUAAAACUGGUGGAUCAAAAACGCCUGGAUUUCUGAAGGGGAUGAUGAUCAUUAGUACAGGAAAGUGUCGGAAUGAUGAUGGAAAGGAGUCAGGAAUAUUUGUUGGAAUGCUUCAAUGCUUUGAAGAUGACUAUUUGGUUGAUGUCAGGUCUUUUACAGCUUUGUGUUUGUGUAUUAGCAACCAUUUCAGAAUCAGAGGUAGAUCCAUUGAUAUUUGAAAGUUGCAAUGCAAUCAUAAGAAUUGCACUUCUAUACUCAACACAUGGGAAAAACGUUUUAACUGUUUGUUCAUCAAUUCCUCUUUCAGAGUUAAAGUAUUUUUUUUAUGAUAGUUUUUUGACAGUUCUGUGUUAUUACUACAGUUUAUUUAUUCAUGCUUAUGGGCUGCAGGUAGCCUAGAGGCUAAGAGCUUUGGGACAGUAAGAGAAAGGUUGCUGGUUUGAAUCCCUGAGCUGCUGAUGUGCCAUUGAGCUUGGCACGUAACCCUAAUUGCUCCUGUAAGUCGCUCUUGAUAACAGCGUCUGCUAAAUUACCAUUUUUAAAUGUUACGGCGCUGACCUGGUUCUAACAAUGGUCUUGGCCUUAUGUAAUGGCCAUGAAGAGGAACACAAAGCACAAACCUGUUUAUAAAAUGGAAUUAUCUUACAAUGCAAAUGAAUGCUUUUUUUCAUUAUAUUUGUAAUGUAGUAAUUACUACUAUUUUAACAGACUUGGGUAUAUCAUUUAUGUGCCUUAAGGUUUCCUUUAUUGAUUAUAGGGCUUAUUUUGAUGACUGUUUUAAUUAUGAUAGGUAGUUAUGUAAUUAUUCACACAGGUAUCUGAGUCGAAGCCAUUAAUCAGUUGCUAACUUUCAUAGCACAUACUGUAUCGUUGUGAUCCUAGCAAUAAAAUUGUAACUGAAGCACUUCAGUGUCACUGAGAAUUAAAGGGGAAAGGAAACACUAGGCCUUAGAAUGCCAGUUCACUGUAACUAACUCCUAAAGUGUUUCCAUUCCCCUUUAAGAUUACGUGUAUACGGUAUGUAAUACAUUUGAUGGAUGAAAUUAUGCAAAUGUAUAAUUAAUUAUUUUAGAUUGAGAUGAUUCAGAAUCAUUGAAGUAAAUUUUACUUGAACAGUCAUUGUAAUGGACAAAUAAAUUCCUUUGCUAAGCAAGGUGGUGUGGCUCUCCUGAACAUGGGUUGACAAUGUAUGGAUGACAACACAAAUUCCAUUUGUACUUAUGUAACAGUAUAACGUUAGAUCGUCCCCUCGCCCAUACCCGGGCGCGAACCAGGGACCCUCUGCACACAUCAACAACAGUCACAAAGCAUCGUUACCCAUCGCUCCACAAAAGCUGCAGAGCAAGAGCAAGCGACGUCUCCGAUUGAAACGCUAUUUAGCGCGCACCACCGCUAACUAGCUAGCCGUUUCACAUCCGUUACACUUAUACAAAGGAAAUUAAUGGAGCAAUAUCUCCCUCAGUAUCAUAUUUGGCAGGACACUACAUUCAGAAGAAUGUCUCUGAUGGAAAUGUUGAUUACAGAAUGUGGUUCUAUCCUUCAGGAUUUCUAUCUCAAAGGCUCUAAGAGGUGCACCCUACAGAGAAUACCCUAGUCAGGUGACUAACCUGAUCAGCUACCGUUCCCCCAGUGCGAGCUGACCCCACCACCUUAUUACAGUAAGCCUGUAGACGGCAGCAUUUCAUUUUCCCAAAAGAUGUAAUGGAUAUUUGAGGAGCUGAUGCUUUUUUAUUUUGUCACAAGGAAGUUUGAUCACAGGACUGACUAUCAUUGUCACUUUGUAUGACUGUAAGAUAAGUUGUGUCAAUGUCAUAAUAUAACAUAUCAGAUCUGCUUGACCAUGGCAUUUUAUCUAAAAGGAAUUUUAAGGAACUGCAGAGUCAAGGACAUUUUAACCUGGUAGUGAAUGGGAUGACCUUUUCCCCCUGUAUCUAAGUGUCCUCUGGCUCUCACAGCUGAUGAUUAACACAGAGUAGUAGACAGGAGGUUCAGCUGCUCCAAGCUGCCAUACUUUUCACAUGACCUUGGUUCCAGAACUCAACCUAAAGUUGGUAAGGCAUAAUCAAGGUUUGAUGAGUGUUAUUCACUCCCCAUCAACCAUGUAGACGUACUGCACCUAGAACCUAUUGAAUGACAUGAAAAUAAAAAGUAAUAUUUUAAACUUUGGAUAUAACUUUUAUCACGUGUAUUAUUAAAGGCCAAAAUGUCAUGAAUGAUAUGAAUUAAAUGUUUAUUUUGAAAUACUUUGGAGCAGAGGCCAACAACGCAGCUUAAUUCAAAUUCACGAAGACCGGACAAAUCUCUCAUCUUUCAGGCGAGGGUACAAUCAUUAAAAUAGGUUUCCGCCUACUAAAUCCACUAGCGCACCAAUGGCAUGCCGCCUUCCAGCUCCCGUUUUGUCUCGCGAACACAGUGGUAUUAAAUCCUCUCUCAACUAAAUGGAUCGGCCAUUUCGACUGAGCCGGUAUACCCCAGUAGUCCUUUUGUUGAACGGGAAGGUUUCCGUGUAACAACGUCCUCGAUAACAACCGAAAAUGAA
Molecule: messenger RNA, 4066 nt
Organism: Oncorhynchus keta (chum salmon)
Lineage: Eukaryota; Metazoa; Chordata; Actinopteri; Salmoniformes; Salmonidae
Product: solute carrier family 25 member 43-like
Exons: 5
Coding region: 506-1531 (341 amino acids)
Biological process (GO): transmembrane transport
Source: RefSeq, a predicted model, not a curated record